AUGUAUAUAACAUGUCAGAAGGUGGCCGUUGCAUUUUUGAUGAUUACCGUGGAGGAAGUGAGAUGUCCGAUAACAAAACAUGCCAUCGGAUACGGGCUUCUAUUGCAUUCAAUGAAAAAUCCAAAAAUGAAUCAUUCGUUGAAAAAUAUCUGUAAAACAUGUUUUGCUAAGCACUUCUGUUCUAUAGCAUUUUGCCGACAUUUUAUUGAAUUGCAUGAAAUUAAUUUCUGUUCAGCAUCAUUUCAGGCAACAAAAGGAAAAACUUCAAAGUAUCACUGUGCCUCAUGUUCUUCAACUUUCUUCCUGAAGGAACAGCAAAAUUAUGUCAGCAAAGAAGCUGCCUCAAAUCGACUUUCCUAA
Messenger RNA from Loa loa (African eye worm), 360 nucleotides. RefSeq lists its product as hypothetical. The record is from RefSeq and is a predicted model, not a curated record. The coding region runs from base 1 to 360 and encodes 119 amino acids. The transcript is spliced from 3 exons. NCBI's taxonomy places the organism in Eukaryota, Metazoa, Nematoda, Chromadorea, Rhabditida, Onchocercidae.